Molecule: messenger RNA, 4245 nt
Organism: Miscanthus lutarioriparius
Lineage: Eukaryota; Viridiplantae; Streptophyta; Magnoliopsida; Poales; Poaceae
Source: the annotation of a GenBank genome assembly
AUGCUUGCUCUUAUUCCUCCCGUCUCCUCCAUCGGUGCCCUCGCCUUCCACCGCAGCCUCCCACUGCCGCUCCUACUGCGGGAUCCCCUACUGCGGCGGGCGCCUCCCCUCGCGCGCUCCCUCAUGGCCUUCUCCACCGAUCCGGCAGCGGUCGAAGAGAAGGUGGAAGCGGAGGACGAAGCCCUCCCCACGGCCGUCGCCGCUGCCGGCGCCGGAGAUUGGGGUGAUGUGAGGCACGAGGAGUGGCGGCGCUGGGGCACCUCCUCGCCGCUCCCGGCCGCGGUGGCCAGUGUAAUCCACGAGCUGCUCGAGAUGGAGGCCGCCGCCGGCGAGAAGAUGCGCUUCGGCGGCGUCGGCUCGAAGCUAAAGGGCAAUUUCAAGGACGUGGAGGACAAGAAGCACAGGGCUGUCUACGAGAGGCUCGCCGACUCUGACCAGAAGCUGCAGUACUUCUCCGCGCGGCAGAUUGGCUGCCGUUUGCUAGGGUGCAGAGGGUAUCUGUGCCAGAAGUGCUGGCUACCAACUGAAGACUGUAUGUGCACAAAUAUUGUUCCUUGCAAUCUUUGGAAGGGGAUGAAAUUCUGGCUAUAUAUGCACCCAAAGUUAUGCCUCUUUGGUAUCCAAGAGCAUGAGGAUAUCAUGUGGGAUGCAUUUCAGAGUUCAGGAAAGGGGAAGAUCUCAGUUCUAUAUCCAAACAAGAGUACCACCCCCAAGACAGUUAAAGACCUUGAAUUUGAUGGUUUGUCCUUGACAGCUGACCUUCAUGAGGAUGAACCUUUCAAUUUUGUUUUGCUUGAUGGUACCUGGAGUAAUUCUGCUGCGCUGUACAGAAGGCUGAAGGAGAGAUGGACUGCAAUAUGGGGAGAUGAAGAUAUACCUUGUAUCGCACUAUCUACACUUAGUGCCUCAGUGAUGCAUAAACUACGGCCACAGCCUGCGUGGGAUCGUACCUGCACUGCGGCAGCUGCAGCUGGCCUCCUCUGGGAGUUGAACUUGCGGCCUGAGCUCAGCGCAUUUGAGUUGGAAAAGCAAGCUGAGGCAGUGGAGUGCUCGUUAGAUAUCUUGCUGGAUGCUCUCACUGUCAGGCGGGCUUGCUGCCGCAGCAGCCACAGCGCUGCGCUGCUGCAGCAAGCAGUACCGAUCAGGCCAAUACGUCACAGCUACUCCCCAAACAAUCCCUCGCAUCCUCUGUUUCUAGUCGUACCCAAAAUGCUCCGCCUCGCGCGCGUGCGGCGUCCAGCCGCCGGCGCCGCCGUCUCGUCCAUCCGCCCAAUCCGGCCGCCUCCCGCGCCCUUCACAACCACCACUUCCACCACCGAUACAUCUUCGUCCACGGCCCCCGACCCGGACGGCGUGGCUGCGGACGUGGCCACCCUCCUUUCCCGCUGCUCCGGCGACUGGAAGCUCGCCAUCGCCGCCUCUGACAUCCCCUCCCGCCUCUCUCCCGCUGCCUUAUCCUCCCUUCUCCGCCGCCGCACCUCCUCCCCUCGCCUCCACCCCAAGCUCCUGCUGGAUUUCUUCUACUGGUCCCGCACCCGCCUCGCGCCGUCGGCACCGGCCCCCGACGCCUUCGCCCACCUCGCCGUCUCCCUCUGCGCCGCCGGCCUCUACCCUCAGGCCAGCGGGCUCCUCGACCAGAUGAUCUGCGCCUACCCCACCCCUCCCCUCGUCCUCAGCUCCGUCCACCGCGCGCUCUCUGGUUCCGACCAGGAACGCCGGCCUGUCGUCCUCGACGUGCUCGUCGACACCUACAAGAAGACCGGGAGGGUCCGGGAAAGCGCCGAGGUUGUCCUGCUGAUGAAAGAUCUCAGCUUGGCGCCCAGCCUUCGCUGCUGCAACGGGCUGCUCAAGGACCUGCUGCGCGCUGACGCCCUGGAUCUGCUCUGGAAGGUGCGCGGUUUCAUGGACGGCGCCGGGAUUUCGCCCGAUGUCUACACGUACUCGACGCUGAUCGAGGCGUACUGCAAGGUCCGGGACUUGGAGUCUGCCAAGGAGGUGGUUGAGGAAAUGCGUGAGACGGGAUGUAGCCUGAAUGUAGUGACCUACAAUACAUUGAUUGGUGGUCUGUGCAGAACUGGAGCCGUUGAAGAGGCGUUUGGAUACAAGAAGGAGAUGGAGGAUUAUGGGCUGGUUCCAGAUGGGUUCACUUAUGGCGCAAUCAUUAACGGUCUGUGCAAGCGUGGCAGUCCGGAUCAGGCAAAGUGCUUGCUGGACGAGAUGUCUUGUGCUGGGUUGAUGCCUAACGUGGUUGUUUAUUCAACUCUGAUUGAUGGGUUCAUGAGGCAGGGCAAUGCAGAUGAAGCUUUUAAGAUAGUCAAGGAGAUGUCUGCUGCUGGGGUGCAGCCGAACAAGAUCACCUAUGACAAUCUCAUCCGGGGUCUCUGUAAACUGGGGCAGAUGGGCAGGGCUUCCAGGAUUCUGAAGCAAAUGGCUAAGAUUGGUUAUAUGGCUGACACUAUGACUUAUAAUCUGAUCAUUGAAGGUCAUCUCCGACAGCAUAACAAAGAAGAAGCUUUUUCGCUGCUUAAUGAAAUGAGGAAGGGUGGUAUUUCACCUAAUGUAUACACUUACAGCAUAAUCAUCAACGGGCUAUGCCAAAUUGGUGAAUCAGAAAGAGCAAGUGGUCUCCUUGAGCAAAUGAUUGCAGAUGGUUUAAAGCCCAAUGCGUUUGUUUAUGCACCUCUUAUCUCAGGCUAUUGCAGGGAAGGUAGUUUCUCAUUGGCUUGUGAAACUCUCAAAAAGAUGACCAGGGCAAACUUAACCCCUGAUUUGUACUGCUACAAUUCUCUUAUAAUUGGACUGUCUAAGGUGGGAAAGAUGGAUGAAGCCAUAGAGUACUACGACCAGAUGCUGGAGAAAGGGUUUCAGCCUAAUGAAUUCACAUAUGAUGGUCUGAUUCAUGGCUAUAGUAUGACUGGGGAUCUAGAAAAGGCUGAACAGUUACUCCAUCAGAUGCGAAACAGUGGACUAAACCCCAAGGAUUUUAUCUAUGCCCACAUCCUAGAAGCUUACUUCAAAUCAGACAAUCUUGAAAAGGUUUCCUCUACUCUUGAAUCCAUGUUAGAAAAGGGGUUAAUGCCAGACAACCGUUUAUAUGGAAUCGUGAUUCACAAUCUGUCCAGCUCUGGACAUAUGCAAGCUGCUGUUAGUGUUCUCUCAGUGAUUGAGAAGAAUGGAUUAAUUCCUGAUUCGCUUAUAUACGGUUCCUUGAUAUCUGGUUUUUGCAAGGCAGCUGACAUGGAGAAAGCUGUUGGUCUUCUUGAUGAGAUGGCUAAAAAAGGUAUAGAGCCUGGUAUUUCAUGCUAUAAUGCCCUGAUCGAUGGGUUUUGUAAGUCUGAUGAUAUUUCUCAUGCCCGUAAUAUCUUCAAUAGCAUAUCACGUCAGGGAUUACUCCCAAAUUGUGUGACAUAUACAACUUUGAUGGAUGGAUACUGCAAAGCUGGUGAUAUCCGUGAUGCUAUUGAUCUGUAUAAUGAAAUGCUUACAGAUGGGGUAACUCCAGAUGCUUUUGUCUAUAGUGUGCUUGCUGCUGGCUGCUCAAACUCCGGAGACCUUCAACAAGCUCUGUUUAUAACUGAGGAAAUGAUUUUUCGGGGAUAUGCAAGUAUUUCUUCUUUCAACACCUUGGUCCAUGGCUUCUGUAAACGUGGAAAAUUACAGGAAACUGUGAAGUUUCUCCAUGUGAUGAUGGACAAAGACAUAGUACCUAGCCUGCUGACUGUUGAAAAUAUUGUGAGUGGACUCGGUGAGGCUGGGAAACUCAGUGAAGCGCACACAAUUUUUGUUGAGCUGCAACAGAAGAAUGCUUCACAUCGUGAUACAGAUCAUUUGUCCUCAUUGUUUACAGACAUGAUAAAUCAAGGACUAGUUCCUCUAGAUGUGAUACAUAACAUGAUCCAGUCUCAUUGCAAACAAGGCUAUUUGGAUAAGGCUUUGAUGCUACAUGAUGCUCUUGUUGCAAAAGGUGCUAUUGUGGGCUGCACAUCUUAUCUUGCUUUAUUAGAUGGCCUUUGCAGGAAGAGCAAACUGAUUGAAGCUUUAAAUUUGCUAAAAGAAAUGAAAGAGAUGGGUAUUUGUCCUUCUGAGGAUCAGUGCAUGACACUCUUAAAUAGUCUUCACUCAUCAGGAUUCAUCCAAGAAUACAAUAAAGUGUUUGAUACUAUGCUGUCUUACCAGUGGUUACAAAAGGAAAGCAAAUUCUGUAAUUCGGUUUGUAAUAGUCAGGAAGCUGUGAAUGCAGAAUAA